This is a messenger RNA of Engraulis encrasicolus (European anchovy), 1304 nucleotides long. RefSeq names its product mitochondrial ribosomal protein L13 (gene mrpl13). Lineage: Eukaryota; Metazoa; Chordata; Actinopteri; Clupeiformes; Engraulidae. The transcript has 6 exons. Gene Ontology annotation, cellular component: mitochondrial large ribosomal subunit; ribosome. Gene Ontology annotation, molecular function: mRNA binding; structural constituent of ribosome. Gene Ontology annotation, biological process: negative regulation of translation; translation. Bases 130 to 669 code for a protein of 179 amino acids. The record is from RefSeq and is a predicted model, not a curated record.
ACAACAAUGACACCGCUAGGAUAUGUGUGGACAGAACUAAUGGCAAUGUUGAAAAGGUCACCCGGAAGACUUUAGUCGUUGCACAGACACUCACAUUGGAUGCUAGCGGUCAAAUGAUUCUCAUGUAAAAUGUCGAGUUUUUCCAGAUCUGCCCAGCAAUGGGCUACCUUUGCAAGAUCCUGGCUUUUAAUCGAUGCUAAGCUGCAGCCUCCUGGAAAGAUUGCCACUAUGUGUGCAAUCAGGCUUCAAGGGAAACAUAAACCUAUCUACCACGCUCUAAGUGAUAUUGGAGAUCAUGUUGUGGUCAUGAACACCAGACACAUUGCACUGUCUGGAAACAAAUGGGAACAGAAGAUUUAUUCGUCUCAUACGGGGUUUCCUGGUGGAUUCAAACAAGUGACUGCUGCUCAGCUACACCACAAAGACCCUAAAGCUAUUGUGAAGCUGGCGAUAUACGGCAUGCUACCUAAGAAUCUCCAUCGGCGUACGAUGAUGCAGCGUCUGCACCUGUUCCCGGAGGAGGAGCUGCCAGAGGAGAUCCUGAGGAACCUGACGGAGGAGCUGACCCAGCCACGCACACCACCCAGAGGCCUCAACCAGUACACACAGGAGGAGAUAGACGCCUUCCCCAGGCUGUGGACACCGCCAGAAGACUACAGGAUGAAGUAACACCUCAUUACGACAUCGAGAUGCUUUAGAGUCCCUCGUUGUGAGUGACUUUGUGCUGUGCUCCACCAGGACAGACUCGGUCCUCCUCUCUGGGGAGUAUUCCAAGAACAUGGCUCAGUAGUAAACCAGGGGGGUAUUCCAAGAACCUGGUUAAGUGAUAAACCUGUCUAAGUUAACCUAGAGGAAGUGGUAAACCUGCUAUAAGGCCGUCCAUGGGUGUCAUUCAGUUAAGAAAAAUGGGGACUUCAGGCGCUUCUACAAGGUGAUAUACCACUACUGUACCUCAAGAUUAAAUUAACCUGGUUCACUAUUGAGCCAGAUUCGUGGAAUAUUCCCCAGGUGAAAUAAAUUACCCUUGAGGUAAACACCAUCUGUGGACUAUAUUUUAGCAGGUUUACCUCUUCCUGCAGAUUCAUUUAGCCAGGUUUAUCACUUAACCAUGUUCUUGUCCGGAUUGUGCCAGUGUCCAUCAGCACACUCUCAUGCAACUACAACACGUCAACAACCAUCUCCUUUAAUGACGAUUUCAUUUCUGUUUUUUUUUUCUCUCUCUUUUUUUUGUCUUACAACAGUCUGUGUAUUUACUUGUGGCUUGUGGUGUGGAAAUAUUGUAAAAUAAACUUUACUAUUUAUCC